GGCUGGGGUGGGUGGGGAGCUUUUGGGGAGGACAGGUCGCAGCUUGGCUAUGGAAGGCUCCAAUGGCUUUGGGAUCGACUCCAUUCUCUCCCACCGCGCGGGCAGCCCCGCCCUUCCCAAGGGGGACCACUUGCUCGGGGACUGCCGCUCGCCCCUGGAGCUGAGUCCACACUCGGAGAGCAGCAGCGACUGCUCUUCACCCGCCUCGCCAGGGAGGGACUGUCUGGAGGCGGGCACCCCGCGGCCUGGCGGGGCAUCCGGCCCGGGUUUGGACUCCCACCUGCAGCCCGGGCAGCUCUCUGGCCCGGCCCAGUCGCGCACCGUCACCUCCUCCUUUCUGAUCAGGGACAUCCUCGCCGACUGCAAACCCCUCGCGGCCUGUGCGCCCUACUCCAGCAGCGGGCAGCCCGCAGCCCCUGAGCCCGGGGCCCGCCUUGCGGCCAAGGCUGGGGAGGACUUUAGAGACAAGCUGGACAAAAGUGGCAGCAACGCCUCAUCAGACUCUGAGUAUAAAGUGAAGGAGGAGGGCGACCGAGAGAUCUCCAGCUCCCGGGACAGCCCCCCGGUGCGCCUGAAGAAGCCUCGAAAGGCACGAACGGCCUUCACCGACCAUCAGCUGGCGCAGCUGGAGCGCAGCUUCGAGCGGCAGAAGUACCUGAGUGUGCAGGACCGCAUGGAGCUGGCAGCCUCGCUCAACCUCACGGACACGCAGGUCAAGACCUGGUACCAGAACCGCAGGACUAAAUGGAAGCGACAGACGGCCGUGGGGCUGGAGCUGCUGGCCGAGGCAGGCAAUUACUCGGCGCUGCAGCGGAUGUUCCCGUCGCCUUACUUCUACCCGCAGAGCCUGGUCUCCAACCUGGACCCGGGCGCCGCGCUCUACCUGUACCGCGGCCCGAGCGCGCCGCCGCCCGCGCUGCAGAGGCCGCUGGUGCCCCGCAUCCUCAUUCACGGACUCCAGGGCGCCGGCGAGCCGCCCCCGCCGCUGCCCCCGCUGGCCGGCGUCCUCCCGCGCGCCGCGCAGCCCCGGUGA
Messenger RNA from Heterocephalus glaber (naked mole-rat), 1033 nucleotides. It is a transcript of the gene Barhl1, whose product is annotated as BarH like homeobox 1. NCBI's taxonomy places the organism in Eukaryota, Metazoa, Chordata, Mammalia, Rodentia, Bathyergidae. The record is from RefSeq and is a predicted model, not a curated record. Gene Ontology annotation, biological process: regulation of DNA-templated transcription. Gene Ontology annotation, molecular function: DNA binding; DNA-binding transcription factor activity, RNA polymerase II-specific.